GUAGAGAAGACAAGAUGGCGGAGUGAGUGGGUUGCGCUUUGUACAGACGGUUGCGACCCUUGAAGUUUGUCGAAAACGACCGAAAAGGGACUGAAAAGAUUGAAAAGCCAACGAUACAAUCGGAAGUGUAAUCGAAAAGGCACCCUUUGCCCCUCAGCACGGAGGAGGUCCGGAGAUUUUUUCCGCGGCGGUCCUUGCGACAGCGUUAGCUUGAUGCUAACGUUAGCCAGCGUUAUAUACGACUAGCUGCUACUUCGAGGUAGCUGGGUGGUUGUCGAAGGCCGUAGGUUUUUCGGAUUUAGUUGUGGAUGUAUAUAUUUCGACACUGACACGGCAUUACGUGUUUCUCGGAUGAGGUUUUAUUUGAACACAGAUCCUUUGUAGCUGGUAGCCUGUGAUUAAAGGGAAUAACGCCAGGAGAAAUCUAUUUUCCAGCUUACCUGUUCCGUUCGUUGUCGAUAUUAUUAUUUGGAGCAACAGCUAAUCCAUAAUUACCCCCGUCGACACCAAGUGGACACCCAGGUCUCUGUAUGUUCUGCUGACGAUCGGGCCAGACUGCCACACAGAAUUUCCUAAAGUGAAUCAGGAGGAAAUCGUCUUUUGGUGGAUAUUAUGGCGAGCAGCAGUGGCUCCAAAGCCGAAUUCAUAGUCGGUGGAAAAUACAAGCUUGUCAGAAAAAUCGGAUCGGGAUCUUUCGGCGACAUAUAUCUGGCCAUCAACAUCACAAAUGGAGAGGAGGUAGCUGUAAAACUGGAGUCACAGAAAGCCAGACAUCCACAGUUGUUAUACGAAAGCAAGCUGUACAAAAUCCUACAAGGUGGUGUUGGGAUCCCUCACAUCAGGUGGUAUGGCCAAGAGAAGGACUACAAUGUCCUAGUUAUGGACCUGCUUGGACCCAGCCUGGAGGACCUGUUCAACUUCUGCUCUCGCCGCUUCACCAUGAAGACGGUCCUUAUGCUGGCAGACCAGAUGAUCAGCAGAAUUGAGUAUGUACACACAAAGAACUUCAUCCACAGAGACAUCAAACCAGACAACUUCCUCAUGGGCAUUGGCCGUCAUUGUAAUAAGUGUUUAGACUCGUCAGUGGGGAAGAGGAAAAGAAGCUUGGCUGUUAGCUCUUCUCAGGACCCAUCUUUCUCAGGAUUAAACCAGUUGUUCCUUAUUGACUUUGGUUUGGCGAAGAAGUACCGAGACAACCGAACACGACAGCACAUCCCCUACAGAGAAGACAAGAACCUGACUGGCACAGCACGUUAUGCCUCCAUCAAUGCACACCUGGGCAUUGAACAGAGUCGCCGUGAUGACAUGGAGUCACUAGGCUACGUGCUGAUGUACUUCAACAGAACCAGUCUGCCGUGGCAGGGACUAAAGGCUGCCACGAAGAAGCAGAAAUAUGAGAAGAUCUCAGAGAAAAAGAUGUCCACCCCUGUUGAGGUCCUUUGUAAGGGUUUCCCAGCAGAGUUUGCCAUGUAUCUGAACUACUGCCGCGGCUUGCGCUUUGAGGAGGCUCCAGACUACAUGUACCUGCGCCAACUGUUCCGCAUCCUCUUCAGGACUCUGAACCACCAGUAUGACUACACAUUUGACUGGACCAUGCUGAAACAGAAAGCAGCCCAGCAGGGGGCCUCCUCCGGGGGCCAGGGCCAGCAGGCACAAACCCCCACAGGCAAGCAAACUGACAAACCCAAGCCUAACAUGAAAGGUUUCUGAGAGCUCUCUGCCCAGAGCCGAGCUGCAGAAAGCGUUGGUGACCAGGGCCAACAAGUCUCUCUCUUCCUGGACAAGCGACAAACAGAAAGUCUGUGUCUCUCCUUCCAUAAUAACUAUCUAUGUAAUGGAAAUGUAUAGAUUUACACGCCUUUGUCAGCUGUGUUAUCUAUAUAUUCAUAUGUAUAUAUAAUAAAACUCUCCACUCCGAAAGAAAAAGGUUUUUUGGAUGUGGAGGCUGUAGCCCCCUACCCCACCCUACACAUACACUCACACAUGCACACACGCACUCACACACACAGAUACGCACACACACGCCCCUGCCCCAUCCAUCCUUCCCUCCGUCUGUCCUCCUUUCAGUGUUGACUUUUUGUAAGGUUUCUCUGGAAACUGAAGUUAAGAAGAUAGUCAGCUGACCCUCCGUUUCUCCCCCAGUGGAAACAUCUCAGCAUCUUUCCCUCUUCACUCCUUAAUUAUUUCACUCCCUCCUUUUACCAAGCAAAUGUUAAAACAUGUAAACCUGAGAACUGUUCUCCCUUUUUCUUUCUCAAAUAACUGAAUGAUGCAACCCUGGAUGUUAUUUACUUAAAAAAUCAAAAUGUUUUUUUUCUUGUUUUCUUUUUGUUUUCCUAUGGUGAUUAGGAGUUUGCCUGUUGACAAUAUAAGCAGCUGAUGGCAACAGUCAAUGGUAGAAUGAUACUCUGGCUCUCUCCCUCUUUCUUUAGAGCUCUGAAUUAUUAUUAAAUCUGUUGUAAAACCUAUGGUCUUCUCCAAAAAUACCAAUAAAAACCUUACAUAACUCAGA
Messenger RNA from Seriola dumerili (greater amberjack), 2512 nucleotides. It is a transcript of the gene csnk1a1, whose product is annotated as casein kinase 1 alpha 1. The coding region runs from base 613 to 1710 and encodes 365 amino acids. Gene Ontology annotation, molecular function: ATP binding; protein serine/threonine kinase activity. Lineage: Eukaryota; Metazoa; Chordata; Actinopteri; Carangiformes; Carangidae. The transcript is spliced from 11 exons. Gene Ontology annotation, cellular component: cytoplasm; nucleus. The record is from RefSeq and is a predicted model, not a curated record. Gene Ontology annotation, biological process: peptidyl-serine phosphorylation; signal transduction; negative regulation of canonical Wnt signaling pathway.